GGUGAGGGGAUUUCGACCUGGACCCUUUCCAAGCGGGGCUUGAAGGUGGACUAUGAGGGGACUGAAAACUAGCAAGAGCAGGCUAGUCCGUGCUGCUCUGGCCGCGCCGGGGAGGCGGGCUGGAGGCUCUGAGGAGGAACCCAAGAAGCCACAGCCUCGACACACCGACCAGGCCGAAGGGGCGAGCUGCUAGCGCCGGACUACCCCAGCCGCCCAGAGAAGAAGGCGUGCAGCAACAGGCCUGAGCCCGAACCGCCCCAGGUUCCCUUCAGUUUGGCCAAGAGGCGGCCAGGCUGACAAAUUGCAGGCAAAGGACAAGCAAGGCUGGCCGGAGGCGGGCCCUCGCGCACCGGGGCCUUCCUCGAAGCCAAUGAGCAGUCGCAGUUUCCGGACGCCACGCCCAAUCUCCGCCCAGCUGGGGGGCGCCGCUUUUGACAGGGUGGGGGCGGACCCGGCGAGAGAAGCGAGCUGUCAGCUAGCUGCAAGUUCCGCCCCAGGCGCUCUGACCACGCCCUACGGUCAGUCACGUGAGGCGCCAAGAUGGCGGUGUCGCAGACCCAAACCGGGUCUCCAUUGAGGGGUGCUAGUAUGGUGCAGAUGGAAGAUAGAGAAGCGCCCCAGAACAUCAAGAUGGCAAUUUAUACACAUGGCCGGCUGAUUCCUUCUCUAGGAGAUGCAAAAUUCAGAAAACCUGUGAUCACCGAAAUCAUUAAAAAAAAGUUUGAAUAUUACACAAAAGAUAUUUUAGAUGUGCAUGGAAUUUUAUAUGGAACUAGUAGUGCUGUGUCUGGAGUACUGGCAAACUUCAUUUUCAGAAACAGUUUCAAGGUCCAACAUGAAGCUUUGAAGAGCUUUGCUACCUUAACUACCCUUCCAUUUUUAUCUACCGUCAUUACUUACAAACUCUUUGUAACUGAUGCUUUGCACUCAGGUAACUUAAGCAAGGAAAACUGUGUUCUGAGAAGUAUACUGAUUGGCUUUAUAUGUGGUGUUACAUAUCCCAGUGCUCUGGCUUUUUCUAAAAAUGGACAUUUGGCAGUUAAGUAUCAUACUGUUCCAAUGCCACCAAAAGGAAGAGUUGUACUCCACUGGUUAACCCUUUCUCAAACUGGGAUGAAAGCAAUGGCCAUUCCUCUAGUGUUUCAGGCAGUUUUUGGAAUGCUUCAUAGCUCACACCACUAUGCUGGAUGUGAAAGAAUGCGUGCAAAAGCUGGGCCUGAAGAUGAACCAAAGAAUCAGUAGAGGCCAGCUCGGCAGAAUGGACGUUUUUGUAAGGCCUCAGGCAUUGGUCAAAGAGUGAGAAGUAACUCUGCUCCUUUUGCCUAGCAUAUAUCAGAAUAUCAGAUACUCAGUAAAUAUAAAUGUAAAACAAA
This is a messenger RNA of Onychomys torridus (southern grasshopper mouse), 1373 nucleotides long. RefSeq names its product transmembrane protein 126B (gene Tmem126b). Lineage: Eukaryota; Metazoa; Chordata; Mammalia; Rodentia; Cricetidae. The record is from RefSeq and is a predicted model, not a curated record. Bases 541 to 1242 code for a protein of 233 amino acids. Gene Ontology annotation, biological process: mitochondrial respiratory chain complex I assembly. Gene Ontology annotation, cellular component: mitochondrion. The transcript is spliced from 5 exons.